This is a messenger RNA of Amphimedon queenslandica, 484 nucleotides long. Its product is annotated as integrator complex subunit 4-like protein 2. Gene Ontology annotation, biological process: snRNA processing. The annotation marks the transcript as partial. Gene Ontology annotation, cellular component: integrator complex. NCBI's taxonomy places the organism in Eukaryota, Metazoa, Porifera, Demospongiae, Haplosclerida, Niphatidae. The transcript has 2 exons. The record is from RefSeq and is a predicted model, not a curated record.
UACCAUCCCUCAUUCAAAGGACCCCAGUGUUACUCUAUCAUUAGAGGAUGAUGCAUUCAUAAAGACGUGUGGUAUGGUAACUGAUGGAUCCCUUCAGGUACGCUGUCUCUCUGCUUCUCUCCUUGGGCAGUUCACUAGCGUCAGUGAAAGGUUUCUACUCCAGACUCUGGACAAGAAGCUAAUGUCUCACCUUCGUUAUGUGAAGAGUGAUCAUGAUAGAGCCCGUGAGCUCCACACUCAAGGGUCAUGGGACACUGGUCAACGGUGGGGAGGGGGCCCUACUAAAAUGAACCUGGACCCAUCUGAGGUUACUCUAAUGAGUUCUGGUUCAUGUGGUGCUUUUGUUCAUUGUACUGAGGAUGAGUUCAUGGAGGUCAGAUCUGCUGCUAUACAGUCAAUGGGUCAGCUGAGUGGAAGGAGCUCUGAGUUUGGCCACGCCUCUCUUGACUUCCUUAUUGACAUGAUCAAUGACGAGAUACAGUCU